This is a messenger RNA of Manacus vitellinus (golden-collared manakin), 1548 nucleotides long. RefSeq names its product G protein-coupled receptor 65 (gene GPR65). The record is from RefSeq and is a predicted model, not a curated record. Gene Ontology annotation, molecular function: G protein-coupled receptor activity. The transcript has a single exon. Bases 156 to 1199 code for a protein of 347 amino acids. NCBI's taxonomy places the organism in Eukaryota, Metazoa, Chordata, Aves, Passeriformes, Pipridae. Gene Ontology annotation, biological process: G protein-coupled receptor signaling pathway. Gene Ontology annotation, cellular component: membrane.
AAACAUUAUAGCUGACAUUUUUCUUCUUUACUAACAGAAGGUGAGAAUCUUGUCAACAAGCUUCUGAAGUAACAGAUGACCACCCAUCAGACUACAGAGGGGUCUUUAUUGCACCCAGGCUGGAAUUAGCCCAAAGAUACUACUUGGGGCUUACAAUGAACAACAGCACUGCUGAGUGCCAUGAUGAUCACACUCUGGAUAAAUAUUUGUUUCCAUUUGUGUACAGCGUUGUGAUGAUGAUCAGUGUCCCCAUCAACUGCAUAUCCCUCUAUUCAUCUUGCAUUCAGGUGAGGAAAAAGAAUGAGUCAGCAGUCUAUAUCUUUAGCCUAUCUCUAGCUGACCUUUUGUACUCUUUGAUUCUACCUCUGUGGAUUAAUUAUGCCUGGAAUGGAGAUGACUGGAGACUCUCUGCCUCACUUUGUCAGGUUUCUGCCUUCCUUAUGUAUAUGAAUUUCUACACCAGCACCGCGUUCCUUGCUUGCAUCUCUGUUGACAGGUACCUGGCAUUAGUUCACCCCUUGAAGCUCCAGCACUUGCGCACGAGAAGAUUUUCACUGAUUGUCAGCGUAACUGUUUGGCUUCUGGAAAGCAUCCUGAAUUCAGUCAUAUUGGUGUACAAAGAAGUAUUCAGUGAUCCCUGCAAUUUCACUAAUCAUACAUUAUGUUAUGAUACAUACCCCCUGGAAGGGUGGCAGGCACGGAUAAAUUUACUUCGGAUAUGCUCAGGGUACUUGGUCCCUUUGAUAAUCAUUGUGUUUUGCUACCAUAAAAUCUACCAAGUAGUGAAGUGUAACCAAGCCACACUAGAUGAAGAAAAGAAAAAAGUGAGGAAACUUAUUCUGAAUAUCACAGUUAGUUUCAUUGUUUGCUUCACUCCAUAUCACAUUAUAUUGCUUAUUCGCAGCAUCAGAGAACCUUCCACCACUGACCCACACCUUUUGCUGCCGAUGUAUAAGGUUUACAGAAUCACACAGGCCCUAACAAGUUUGAAUUGCAUUGCGGACCCCAUUCUUUACUGCUUUUUGAGUGAAACUGCACAAACACACAUUCUGAAUGUGCUGAGGUGCUGCUUGUGCCUACGAAAGCGUGAGGAAGACCAAGUGAAAGACCAUGCUCUGUGCAGUUCUGCUACAAAAAGCAGUGCCCUGAUCACCUGCAGAACUUCCUGUGAAAUGGAGAUGUCAAAAAAGCCUGAGUGAGCACAUUCAAAGCAAAAUUGGAUGACCUAAAGGGAAAAGAAAGAAAAAUUCUUCUCCAGUCUGUACUUAGGAAAUACCCCAAAAGUUAGAGAUGCCAAUCUAAAAAAAACCAGUAGUUGGAGCCAAUAAGAACUUACUGUAGGAUCAAUGAAAUCAAUGGAGCAUGAACACGUAUCUUUAAAUCAGGUAUGGUACAUAAAUCAAGGGCAACAAACACAUGCACAGUCAAUAAGAAUGACCAUGACAUGACAGAAUUACUGAGGAUUCCCCACAGAACUGCCUUCUAUUGCAGUUUGCUAGCUAGCCCACAAGAUGGGCAUUCAUGUACUCAGCUGGAGGAAGGCUGAAG